Aspergillus chevalieri is the source of this 213-nucleotide messenger RNA. RefSeq lists its product as uncharacterized. The record is from RefSeq and is a predicted model, not a curated record. NCBI's taxonomy places the organism in Eukaryota, Fungi, Ascomycota, Eurotiomycetes, Eurotiales, Aspergillaceae. The transcript has 2 exons. The coding region runs from base 1 to 213 and encodes 70 amino acids.
AUGCUGGAGCCAAGGAAUUCAACAGCAGUGAUAGAAGAAGUUACUGAUGCCCUCCAAAACGUCAUUCUACAGCAUGCAGAUAUCCGCACCUUCGUCCAACAUUAUGAAGUGGAUGUUGAUCUUGAUGUUCAGGGAAUUAUUCGCAAAACAGGUUCUCAAACACCAUUAGUGCGAUUUGCAUGCUCGUUGAGCGCCUCAAUUGACCUGAAUUGA